GUAGGAAUCGGAAGUGGUGUUGAAGCUUCCCAUGAUGCUCCGCGCGCCGUCUCUUCUAACCGCAGGGCGACUAAGCAGGCAGUAGCUAUGGCUGCGCCCGAGCCAGAGGGUCUGUCUCCUGCGGCCGCCCCGGAUUUGGAUUGGUAUGAGAAGUCGGAAGAAACUCACGCUCCUCAAGUAGAGCCUGAGACCGUCAUCACGUCAGUUCAGGAACCUUCGGAGCCCUUUCGCCCAAGAGACUUGGUGCCGGUGGUGUUCCCCGGGCCUGUGAGCCAGGAAGGCUGCUGUCAGUUUACUUGUGAACUUCUAAAGCAUGUCAUGUACCAACGCCAACAGCUACCUCUGCCCUAUGAACAGCUCAAGCACUUCUACCGAAAAUCUCCUCCCCAGGCAAGGGACACUGCAAGGAAGAAACCUCGGCUCACCGCAGAGGUGAGCAGCAGGAAGUGUCAGCAGGCUCUGGCGGAGCUGGAGAGUGUCCUCAGCCACCUAGAGGACUUCUUUGCCCGAACACUAGUCCCAAGAGUGUUGAUCCUUCUUGGAGGCAAUGCCCUGAGCCCCAAGGAAUUCUAUGAACUUGACUUGUCCAGACUAGUCCCCUUCAGCGUGGACCAGAGCCUGAACACAGCUGCCUGUUUGCGUCGUCUCUUCCAAGCCAUCUUCAUGGCCGAUGCCUUUAGUGAGUUGCAGGCUCCUCCGCUCAUGGGUACCGUUGUCAUGGUGCAGGGGCACCGUGACUGUGGAGAAGAUUGGUUUCUACCCAAGCUCAACUACCGAGUGCCCAGCCGGGGCCACAAACUGACUGUGACGCUGUCCUGUGGGAGACCUUCCGUCCCAGCCAUUGCCUCCGAGGAUUACGUUUGGUUCCAGGCACCAGUGACACUUAAAGGUUUCCACGAGUGACUGAACGAGGACAAGGGCUGACUUCUCCCUGUGCUACCAAGCACCCAUCUCUUGUUUGGAAUUGAAGCUGCUUCCUGGUGAGGGAGGAAGGCUCUGCCCUGGCGGUAUGCCACCUCUCCCCAGACUGCCUGGUGACUGAUGGUACGUGGCCAUCGCUGUGGUACUCAUCAUCAACGAUGGACUCCCAGAGGCCUCUAUCUGAGAUUAGAAAGCAUGGAGGAGGACGUUCUCUGCUCUAUGCUGACUGCAGAACCUUGGUUACCAGGGUCAUUAUGUAGGUGUGACUCAGGCAUUAAAUAUGAAGUGACUAGAGUCGUAUUAAAUUUUCCUAACACU
Messenger RNA from Microtus oregoni (creeping vole), 1239 nucleotides. It is a transcript of the gene Mad2l1bp, whose product is annotated as MAD2L1 binding protein. Gene Ontology annotation, biological process: regulation of exit from mitosis. Gene Ontology annotation, cellular component: nucleus. The transcript is spliced from 3 exons. Bases 88 to 903 code for a protein of 271 amino acids. The record is from RefSeq and is a predicted model, not a curated record. Lineage: Eukaryota; Metazoa; Chordata; Mammalia; Rodentia; Cricetidae.